AAUGCCCCGUUUUUUGAGAGUAUAUUGAAUUCCCCCUUUUUUUCUGGCAUAGUGGACAUGGUUAUUUUGGUAAAAAUGGAAGAAAUGUAAACCAUACUUUACUAUAUUUCAUACAUUUUGUGAGAAUAUUACAAAUACUUUAAAGAAAACCUUAAACAGUCCUAUUUCUAGAAAGUUGGGAUGUUUUGUAAAAUUAUAAAAUUAUAAAAUUUGUGAUUUGUUAAUUCUAUUUAACUUUUAUUUAAUUGACAAAAGUACAAAGAAAAGAUUUCCAAAGUUUUCACUCACCAACUUGUAAUGUUUUAAAAUAUGUUCAAAUAGAAAGUAGUUUUUUUUUUUUCUUCAAAUGGUAGAUGUACUGUUUUUACUGUAUUUGUUAAACAAACAAAUGUAACCUUUUUAUCCAUUAACAAAUCUUAUUGACCUUUAUUUUUUAAUGGUAGUGUAUAUUAUAGGAUUUUAUUUAUAAUAUAUAUAGGCCUAUUUUAAAAGCAUGCAUUUUCCUGGGGGGUGGCACCCGCCCCCGCUGAGAAACACUAUAGACAAUAAAAAAAAAAUGCCUAAUUAUAACCAAGAAGCCUGCCUGCUAAAAGUCCCUAGAUUUGAGCAGAACAGACCAUGGAGAAGUCUUCUGUUACCUAUUUUUUGUUUUUCCCUGAGCUUACUGAAUAUGCUUCAGCGUUUCUUUGGAUGUGUUUACCUCUCUGCAGUUUCACAGCUUGUGACUCUCACAGGUACACAAGCUAAAUGUCCUGUUCAGCUCAGCCCAAAGAGUGUUGUUGUGGAGUACGGCGGUUCUGUUGCAGUUAACUGUACCGCUUCUGUCCCGCAUUAUGGGAUGGGAUGGGAAGCCAGUGAGGGAGGAGUGGACAAGACCAGAGACAGUGUGGUCACAUGGACAGUGUCAGAUCUGAGAGAAUGGGACAUAAAGCCAUUCUGCUACGUAAACUAUGACAUAACCCAUGAUAUACCAUGUCAAGUAGAGCUCCUAGUGACUAUUUACAAGACUCCAGACAGUGUGUCUAUCAGCAUUGUGAAUCACAGAGGACCAAUGAUGGAGGGAGAGCAGUAUGAGCUCCAGUGUGAUGUUGUUGAUGUGGCUCCUGUUCAGAAUCUCACUGUCAAAUGGUACAAAGGACAAACUCUGCUAAGUCAAACCACUUUCACUGACACCAGCAUAACUCCAGUGAAUGAAGUCGCCAAACUCCUGAUCACUGCAGACAGAGCUGAUGAUGGAGCUCAAUACAGGUGUGAAGCAGAGCUGGAUCUGGGAGCAGAAGGACCUCAACCUCCUCCUACAGUCACAUCAAAGCCUCUCAGUGCUGAAGUAAACUAGCAUCUGAAAGAGGAGAUCAGUUCCUCAGUGCUCCCGUCCUCCACACUCAGUCCAGGAAAAUACAUGUGUACCACUGCAAACUCUCUGGGAAGAUUACUGCAAAAUUGCAGUAAUUAUAUUGCAUUUCAUACUCUUUGUUUAGCUUAGUUGUUUGGCUAUCAUUAAUAAUGUGUGCACAUUUUUUUUUGACAUAUCUGAUUAUGAAUACUUGUUGUUGUUGUAGAUGUUGGAUUGGGUGUUUCUUAUUUUGUACAUUGUGUUUGAUUUCUAGGUGUAAAACCAGAGUCACUCUUUUCUACACUCUUAAAAAAUAAAGGUUCUUUCUAUAAAGAU
Molecule: messenger RNA, 1669 nt
Organism: Labeo rohita (rohu)
Lineage: Eukaryota; Metazoa; Chordata; Actinopteri; Cypriniformes; Cyprinidae
Product: intercellular adhesion molecule 1-like
Exons: 6
Coding region: 494-1336 (280 amino acids)
Biological process (GO): cell-cell adhesion
Cellular component (GO): membrane
Molecular function (GO): integrin binding
Source: RefSeq, a predicted model, not a curated record